GGGAAGUGGGGGGGGGGAGGGGGAGUGACUUGCUCUGAGUGGUACAUGUGAAGACAGGACAUGAACUCCCAGUUUACUGCCCAUUGGCCUUGUCACCUGGGCUUUAGGCAGAUGAAUCUGGUUUUUCGCCAGCUGAAUUAAAGGGAAAUGCAGCUGGAGUUGGAAGACUAGACAAGGGGUUCUGGUAAGAAUCGAGGUAUGGUUAAGGUACAAGAUUCUAAAGCAGAUCAGUGGUGGGAGGAAUGGCCAGACAGGGAAGAAUUGAAAAGACCCUAAGGAAAGAGUCAGAACAGGAUUUGGUGACUGAUAACGCGGCUUGUCCGUGCACUUCGAGGGUGGAGUUGUCCUGGUGUGGAGCUGCUGUUAUCUCUGCUUUCCCCAUUCUCUCGUAGAGGGAGAGCGGGUGGACAGCUAGGCCAGGGUCCAGAAGGUUAGCGGCCUGGCCCGGCAGGAUGAGGACAGUUGGGUCAGGGGAGGUCGGUGGAGAGGCAGGCCGGCCAGGAGGGGCAGAGUGUAAGGGCUAUGUGGCCACUGAGCCCCCCCAAAGGCUGCCUUCUGGGGGCUUACCACAUUGAUGUCAUAGAUCAGCGAUGAGCUCACAGCUGCCUCUCCCCCAGGUGCCUGCAGUCCAUACUAGAGCACACACUUUCCUCCCUCCCCCAACAUACCUCCACCAAAGAGCUAAAAGCCAGGCAGCUCCAGGCACCAUUUGGUCCCUCUUAGGUGGGAAGCCAAAAGAGGGAGGAGGGCCUCCCCCUUCCCCUCCCCCUCCCCCUCCCCCUUCCUUUUUCCCUCCCCACCAUUUUCCCAGUCUCUCCUCUCCCUAACCUGCAGCUGACCAAUGGAAUCCGAAGCGGAGAAAACCUUUCACCUCUUUGCCGCCUUUGGGGAUUCUUCCUCCAGUGGCAGUAACCUCAACAACCAGAACUUUGUCAAGCUGUGUAAGGACUGCGGCAUCAUAGAUGGCAAGGCAAUCACCCCCACUGAUGUGGAUAUUGUGUUCAGCAAAGUCAAGGAGAAGAAUGUCCGAACCAUCGAUUGGGGUCGGUUCCAGACAGCGAUUAAGGAGCUGGGUCAAAAAAAAUUCCAUGGAAAAAGCCCAGAAGAGGCAUUGCAGAGUAUGUUUGCCCUCAUGAGGAACAAGGGUCCAAUUGCUUCAGGAGUGACUAAAGCAGUGACAGUGGGAGGCGUGGAUCGUUUGACAGACCCCAGCAAGUAUACAGGCUCCCACAAGGAUCGUUUUGAUGAAGCUGGUAAAGGGAAGGGUAAAGCAGGGCGGGAGGACAUCAACACUGGCUACGUGAGUGGUUACAAAGGUGCUGGCACCUAUGACAAGAAGAAAAAAUAGAGGCCUGGCUUGCCCUUAAUAGGGAAUGGGGCAUAGGGAGAGAGUGAGCCUCCCUGUUUCCCUUCCAUCUUCAACUUCAUCUCCUUAGCUCUUACUCCAUCACCACCAGGGAGACAAUAAACAUCUGUGUGUGCAGCA
Messenger RNA from Antechinus flavipes (yellow-footed antechinus), 1486 nucleotides. It is a transcript of the gene TPPP2, whose product is annotated as tubulin polymerization promoting protein family member 2. Lineage: Eukaryota; Metazoa; Chordata; Mammalia; Dasyuromorphia; Dasyuridae. Gene Ontology annotation, molecular function: tubulin binding. The transcript has 4 exons. The record is from RefSeq and is a predicted model, not a curated record. Gene Ontology annotation, biological process: microtubule polymerization; microtubule bundle formation; positive regulation of protein polymerization. Gene Ontology annotation, cellular component: microtubule. The coding region runs from base 842 to 1348 and encodes 168 amino acids.